Messenger RNA from Tinamus guttatus (white-throated tinamou), 999 nucleotides. RefSeq names its product olfactory receptor 52K2. Gene Ontology annotation, molecular function: olfactory receptor activity; G protein-coupled receptor activity. Gene Ontology annotation, cellular component: plasma membrane. Gene Ontology annotation, biological process: G protein-coupled receptor signaling pathway. Lineage: Eukaryota; Metazoa; Chordata; Aves; Tinamiformes; Tinamidae. The record is from RefSeq and is a predicted model, not a curated record.
AUGUCAGCGCCCAAUCUCUCCAACAUCAACUCUUUGCCUUUUCUUUUGGUGGGCAUCCCUGGCCUGGAAACUCUCCACAUUUGGAUUUCCAUCCCAUUCUGCUUUAUGUACAUCAUGACCUUGCUGGGAAAUUGCUCAAUCCUUCUCACUGUAAGGCUGGAUGCAAGCCUCCAUGAGCCUAUGUACUAUUUCAUGUCCAUGCUGGCUGCCAUCGACCUCAUCUUCCCAACUGCUGUGGUUCCCAAAAUGCUGGGCAUAUUCUGGCUGGAUGCAAGAGAAAUUGCUUUUGAGGGUUGCUUCAUCCAAAUGUUUUUCAUCCAUACAUUCACAGCAGUGGAGUCGGGGGUGCUCCUGGCCAUGUCCUUUGAUCGGUACGUAGCCAUCUGCAAUCCCCUGAGAUACACCACCAUCCUGACCACUUCAAGGACCACUCAGAUAGGACUACUGUCUCUGGCUAGGGGCAUUGCUGUCAUGAUCCCUUUGAUGUGCCUUCUCACCAGCCUACCCUACUGCAAAACCAGAGUGAUCCCUCACUCCUACUGUGAGCACAUGGCCGUGGUGGAGCUGGCCUGCGCCGACCCAUCCAUCAGCAAUCUCUACAGCAUCAUCAUGGCAACACUCUUGGUGGGGUCAGAUUCCAUCUUCAUCACUUUCUCCUAUAGUAUGAUCCUCAGGUCUGUGUUAAGGCUGUCCAGGGAGGCACGUCUCAAGGCCCUCAGCACCUGUGGAUCCCACAUUGCCAUCAUCCUGCUCUUUUACAUAGGUGGCCUCCUCUCCAUGUACCUGCAGAUGUUUUCCCUCGACUUGAAUCCUCACACCCAAGUCUUGGUGGCUGAUUUGUAUUUGACAGUCCCUCCCAUGCUUAACCCACUCAUUUAUGGCAUAAAGACAAAGCAGAUCCGUGAACAGAUGGUUAAACUCAUAGAGCAGUUGGUAGGACUCAGUAUCUCACUUGCUGAUAAUGACAGGUCACCUACUGAGAGAGGGAGACUCUCUUAG